Asparagus officinalis (garden asparagus) is the source of this 1245-nucleotide messenger RNA. RefSeq names its product polygalacturonase inhibitor-like. The transcript has a single exon. Bases 4 to 1020 code for a protein of 338 amino acids. The record is from RefSeq and is a predicted model, not a curated record. Gene Ontology annotation, molecular function: protein binding. Lineage: Eukaryota; Viridiplantae; Streptophyta; Magnoliopsida; Asparagales; Asparagaceae.
UCUAUGCUCAAAGAGGCAAACAUUACUUACAAGAUGGCUACCAACAUUAUCAUUUUCACCACCUUUAUCCUCUUCACAACCUCCAUCUCCUCGGCAUGCAACCAGCAAGACAAAGCAGCUCUCCUGUCCUUCAAGAAGUCCUUCCCCUCCGCCAACUUCCCCUCCUGGACCCCACACACUGACUGCUGCCGCUGGACCGGCGUCGAGUGCGACGACUUCAGCGGUCGUGUCAGCUUCCUCUCCCUCCAUGAAAAACCCGCCCUGAACGGCACCCUCCCCUCCUCCAUUGGCGACCUCGUCGGCCUCCAAGUCCUCAGCCUCAGCAACUUCCCCAACCUCAAAGGCCCAUUCCCUCCCAAAUUCAAAAAUCUUAAGAACCUCCAACAUCUCACUAUCUACAAGACGUCUCUCUCUGGCUCCAUCCCUAAAUAUUUCUCCACCUUCACUCAACUCAAACAACUCAGUCUCAUGGCCAGCCGGUUCACGGGCCCCAUCCCUUCUUCCCUCGGCGAGCUCAGCGAGCUCUCUAUUAUCGACUUCUGGGGGAACCGGCUCGCCGGAAAAAUCCCUGGUUCUCUCUUCAGCAUGUAUAAAGGUUCUGAUCUGGUUGGGUUUGAUCUCUCUCAGAAUAAGCUGACAGGCAACAUCCCGCAAUCUUUUGGUAAUGUUAGUUUCACGAGUGUGAACUUGAUGAGCAACAAGCUCACCGGCGAUGCCUCGUUUCUGUUUGGGAGGUCGAAGCCUGCAACCCAGAUAAUUCUGGCUUCGAACAGGCUGGCGUUUGAUCUUAGUAAAGUUGAGUACCCUGAAAAGAAUUUGGAGUAUGUGGAUAUCAGCCAUAAUGGGAUUUAUGGGAGGAUAUCAGAGAAUAUUGUGAGAUCGACGAAGCUGGGUCAUUUUGAUGUGAGCUACAACAGGCUUUGUGGCAAGAUACCGGCGAAGAUGAGGAACACGGUGGAUGCCUCGUUCUUCGAGCAUAACAAGUGUCUCUGUGGGAAGCCACUGCCGGCCUGCAAGUGAUUGUAGCAUGGAGGAGGCUUUAGAUUCUGCACAUCAUCAAUCAAUGACAUCCUUCCUUUUACUGAAGAAGUAUUAGUUCACUGUUUCUGCAGUAGUUUCAUGAUUCGUGUGUUAGAAUGUAGCUAGCUGUUGGUUGGUGAUUAGUGUUGAUCCCAAGUAAGGCACUAAUAUCUGAAAUAGUUCCUCUAUCUCGAGUAUCAGAUUAUGUUAGUUAUCUUUGAUAAA